Molecule: messenger RNA, 1150 nt
Organism: Cajanus cajan (pigeon pea)
Lineage: Eukaryota; Viridiplantae; Streptophyta; Magnoliopsida; Fabales; Fabaceae
Source: RefSeq, a predicted model, not a curated record
GUUUCACUCACUCACAUUCCCUGCUUCGUAAAUCCGCCGCACAGCACACUUUGCAUCUCCUCAUAGCAAUCUGCAGAAUUUGUACACUUCAUUUAAAAAAAUGGUUGAAGCCAUGGAACGUGAAGAAACGCCCAAAUUCAGAGACAUUAGACGGUAUAUCUGCGAGUUCUGCGGUAUCUGCAGGUCCAAGAAAGCCCUCAUCACCUCUCACAUCAAUUCGCACCACAAGGAGGAAGCCGAAAAAGCAGAAGCUGAAAAGGAUCCCCAAUCAGAUCCUGUUAAAUCCAACACGUGCGAGGAAUGUGGUGCCACUUUCAAGAAACACGCCUAUUUGUUGCAGCACAUGCAAAGUCACUCGCUUGAGCGGCCCUUUGCGUGUACUGUUGAUGAUUGUCAGGCAAAUUACAGAAGGAAAGACCACCUGACUCGGCACCUUCUACAGCAUCAAGGGAAGACUUUUAAGUGCCCUGUUGAGAAUUGCAACAUUGAGUUCUCUUUGCAUGGCAAUAUGAAAAGGCAUGUUGAGGAGAUUCAUGAUGAUAGUUCUACCUCUAUUUGGGACAAAAGUCCUAAACAGUUUGUGUGUUCAGAGAUUGGUUGUGGAAAGGUUUUCAGAUAUGCAUCACGGCUACAAAAGCAUGAAGGUUCUCAUGUUAAGCUGGAGUCAGUAGAUGUGAUGUGCUUAGAACCUGGUUGCAUGAAACAUUUCACUAAUGUUCAGUGCCUUCAAGCCCAUGUUAAAUCCUCCCAUCAAUAUAAAACCUGUGACAUUUGUGGGACUAAGCAACUGAAGAAAAAUAUUAAACGGCACCUUCGUUCACAUGAAGCCAGCAGUUCAUCGGAGACCUUUCAAUGCGAGUUUAAGGGUUGUUGCUGCACAUUCUCCACAAAAUCUAAUCUUGAUAAGCAUAAGAAGGUUGUGCAUUUUAAGGAAAAGCCUUUUGUGUGUGGGUUUCCUGAUUGUGGCAUGAGAUUUGCUUACAAACAUGUGCGAGAUAAUCACGAAAAAACUGCCAAGCAUGUUUUUACUCUUGGGGAUUUUGAAGAAGGUGAUGAAGAGUUCAGAUCAAGGCCGAGGGGAGGGAGGAAGAGAGAAUGUCCUACGGUUGAAAUGCUAAUUAGGAAGAGGGUUACCCCGCCUAGUCAUUAA